AUGGGUUUUGCUCAGAAAAUCGCUGCAGCUCAGAAUAGCCAAAUGGCCAAUAGUGGUACCUACGGAGGUGCCCCUCCAUCAGGGUACACUGGGGGUCCUCCUGCAGCCUUGCAGGCUGGUGGAUCGAGUCAACAGCCCCAAUAUCAGGCUUAUUCAGGAUCCCCAGCCCCUCAGGGAUCGAACAAUCCAUCAUCUCCCCACUCCAGGCCUCCGCCGUCAACAUCUUACCCCGCAUCUCAGCAACCUCAGCAAUCGCAGGGCUAUGGCCGCCCGCCUCCACCCCCACCACAAGGCCAGCCUUAUGCCUCCGCUAGUUCGCCUUACCCGGGUCAGCAACCGGGACAGCCCUAUGCUUCUCCCAGCUCGCCCUACCCAGGACGACAGUCUGCACAGUCGCCCUAUCCUGGUCAACAGCAACCUCCUCCACAAGGAUACCCUGGACAACAGCAAUACCCCGGACAACAACAAUAUCCCGGACAACAACCAUACCCUGGACAGCAGCCGUCAUAUAACCAGGCACCGCCCUACCCUACCCAGGGAGCUCCAUACCCCGGUGGCCAGGGCCGUCCUGGACCCUCACCUGGACCACCAAGUGGACCACCACCAGGCCAGUAUGGCGCACCCGGUGGCGCCCCUCAGCCUGCAGCUCCCCCGGCCACCCAGCAACAGGUCGCAGCUUACCGAUCGCUUUUGAUUUCCACGAUUCAGGAGAAGAAUCUCCAAAGCUUCUACCCUCCGGAGCGACUGGACCGACUUGUUCAGUCGCUUGCCGCUGAAGCACCGGGAAAGCUCAAUAGGCUGAUUCAUGAAUGGGCUGUGCCCAUGGAGGUUGCAACUGAUGUCAUGAAGCUCUCGCUGUUCGACGUGAUUCUCUACGUUGAUGACAGUGGAUCCAUCGAAUUCGAAGAGAAGGGACUCCGAAAGGAUCAACUCAGACAGAUUCUCGGUAUUGUAGCUACUGCUGCAUCUACCUUCGACCAGGACGGUAUUUCUGUGCGAUUCAUGAACUCCAGUGAAGUGGGCGAUGGCAUUCGCAACGCAGAGGAUGUCAACCGUCUAGUGUCCCGAGUCCGUUUCUCGGGCCUGACCCCGCUGGGUACCAACCUGAAGACCAAGGUCAUCGACCCGAUGGUUGUUCAACCCGCCAGGGCCAACCGUCUCGAGAAACCCGUGCUGGUGAUCACCAUCACCGAUGGACAGCCUGCUGGCGAGCCUCACGGUGCCGUGGGUGAUGUCAUUCGCUACGCAGUGGAGGAGACCUCGCGGACUCGUUAUGGCCCCGGCUCCGUAUCCUUCCAGUUCUCGCAGGUGGGAACUGAUCAGCGGGCUCGCGACUUCUUGGGCUCUCUGGACGAGGACCCUCAUAUUGGCCACCUGAUCGACUGUACCUCCAACUUCGAGGUUGAGCAGGAUGAGAUGUCGCGCGCUAACCCACCGGUGCAUCUCACUCGCGAGCUCUGGUGUGCCAAACUGAUGCUCGGUGCUAUCGAUUCCUCCUACGACACCAAGGAUGAGCGAGACAACGAACGUCGUGGUGGACCUCCACCUGCACCGGUAAGCCAGUACGGAGGAGGAGGAUACGGUCAACCCCCGCCACCCCAGGGCCAAGCUCAGCCUCCGUAUGGUCCGCCCCCUGGUGCCCCGCCGGCUUCGUAUGGUUCCCAGUCCGGCUACCCACCGCAGGGUGGUCAAUACCAACAGCAGCCUCCCCAGCAGCCUCCCUACCAGGGAUCGCGGGGUGGCUAUGGCCAACAACCUGGAUCUGGCUACCAGUAUGGUGGACAGCCGCCACGCUACUGA
Messenger RNA from Penicillium samsonianum, 1800 nucleotides. RefSeq lists its product as uncharacterized. NCBI's taxonomy places the organism in Eukaryota, Fungi, Ascomycota, Eurotiomycetes, Eurotiales, Aspergillaceae. The coding region runs from base 1 to 1800 and encodes 599 amino acids. The record is from RefSeq and is a predicted model, not a curated record. The transcript is spliced from 7 exons.